ACCAGUCUGUUUUUGCAAUUUUGCAAUACUUGCUGUUUCAAUGGCGAUGAAAAGACUCUUAUAAAUUGAUUCUCCCCUUACUUCUCUCUUUCUACCCCUCCCUUCAAACUCUCACCACUCAAACCACCACAACCACCAAAAUGAGCUCAACCACCCCCCCACCAGAGAAAAAACAACUCAUCCUCAAUGCCUUCGCCAUGCACUCCCCCUGCCACCUGAACCCGGGCCUGCACCGAUACCCCGCCGACCAAGGCCGGAACUACACCUCCCUAACACACUGGACCAAACUGGCCCAGAAACUCGAGGCCGCCAAAUUCCACGCCAUCUUCUUCGCGGACGUGUUGGGCGGGUACGACGUGUACAAAGGCCCCGCGAACCUCGACCCUACCAUUCCCGCGGGGGCGCAAUUCCCUAUUAAUGAUCCGCUAUAUAGCAUCCCUGCGCUGGCGGCAGCCACAGAGACGAUUGCGUUUGGCGUGACCGCGUCCACGACAUAUGAUCCGCCGUACGCGAUGGCGAGACGGUUCUCGACGGUCGAUCAUCUGAGUAAUGGACGCGUGGGAUGGAACAUUGUUACCUCGUAUCUGGAAUCCGCGGCGCGGAAUUACGGACUCGACACCCAGAUCGAGCAUGACGAGCGGUAUCGCAUCGCGGAUGAGUAUCUGGACGUGGUGUAUAAGUUAUGGGAGGGGUCGUGGCGGGAUGGCGCGGUGAAUGUCCACCCCGAUGGGGUGACGGGAUAUGCGGAUCCGAAGGGCGUCAGGCAGAUUCAUCAUAGGGGCAAGUAUUUUAAUGUGCCGGGUCCGCAUCUGUGUGAGCCGAGUGCGCAGCGGACGCCGUUUCUAUUGCAGGCGGGCACGUCGAGUGCCGGGAAGGCGUUCGCGGCGAAGCAUGCCGAGGCGAUCUUUCUCAAUGGGCAGACGCCCGAGUUGGUGAGGCCGUCGGUGGAUAGUGUGCGGGAGCAGGCGAGGGGGGUGGGGCGGGAUCCGAAGAGUAUUAAGAUUGUGGCGGGGGUGUUGGUGAUUGUGGGGGCGACGGAUGAGGAGGCGAGGGGGAAGUUUGAGGAGUAUGCGCGGUAUGGCGAUCGGGAGGGGGCGUUGGCGUUGUUUGGGGGGUGGUCCGGGUAUGAUUUAUCGACGUAUGAUGAUGAGCAGGAUUUUCGGUUUGUCGAACAGCCGGCCGUGCGGAGUAUGGUGAAUCAUUGGGCCAGUACGGUGCCGGGGAUGGAGGGGAAGAAGUGGAAUAAGAAGACCAUUGCGGAGUAUUUGAUCCUCGGGGGCAAUGGGUGCAAGAUUAUCGGGGGCCCGAAGACAGUGGCGGAUGAGUUGGAGCGCUGGGUGGAGGUGGCGGAUGUCGAUGGGUUUAAUCUGAGUUAUGCCAGUGUGCCCGAGACGUUUGAGGAUAUUAUUGAAUAUCUGGUGCCGGAGUUGCAGCGUCGGGGGAUCUUUCAUACGGAGUAUGCCGUGAAGGGGGGGACCAUGCGGGAGAAUAUGACGGGCAAAAGUGGGCAGACGAGACUGGAUGAGUCGCAUCCGGGGGCGAAAUUCUUCCACAGAUCGACCCACAUUAGUCCUCAACGAUCGAUCGUAGCGAAACAGGAUGAACGAGACGAGCAGCGACAGCGCAAUGAAGAAUGCCAUGACGAGCGGAAAGAUGAAGAACGUGAUGAGCAGCGAUUGCAGGAGGAAGCGUUCGAUGUGGAGAGACAGGUCACGGACGGUCGAGACCAGUCCCCAUUUUCCGGCAACUAUGCAAAUUAG
Messenger RNA from Aspergillus ibericus CBS 121593, 1760 nucleotides. Its product is annotated as LLM class flavin-dependent oxidoreductase. The transcript is spliced from 2 exons. The coding region runs from base 141 to 1760 and encodes 539 amino acids. The record is from RefSeq and is a predicted model, not a curated record. Gene Ontology annotation, molecular function: monooxygenase activity; oxidoreductase activity, acting on paired donors, with incorporation or reduction of molecular oxygen. Lineage: Eukaryota; Fungi; Ascomycota; Eurotiomycetes; Eurotiales; Aspergillaceae.